UAACUGACUCAACCCUGUAGACUUCUCUGCUGAAAUAUCACUGUCACUUUUCUUGGCAUUUUCCAGCCAGUCUCGACUGCUUGUGCUUCCCCUGAGCGGUCUGAGCUCCCUCCCGGCCCUUCUGCAGUUCUCUUUCCUCCAGCUGCUACUCCCUUGUUUUUCUUCCUAGAUCACAGAUGCCACCUCUCUGAAGGUCCUUCCCAUCUGUUCAUGUCCCCAAAGCCCAGCUCUGCCUGCCAUAUAGGUUCCAAGGCGAUCUGAAUAAAGGAAGAUGUCUGAUGAGUUUUCGUUGGCUGACGCGCUCCCCGAACACUCCCCCGCCAAAACCUCGGCUGAGAGUAACUCCAAAUCCAGCCCAGCACUCCAGGGCUGGCCGGGUUCCAGCCCCUGGAACAACCUGAGUGCUGCGCCAUCCCUGCCCUCCGGACCCCCGCCGAGCGCAACACCCUCCACCGUGCCUUUUGGAGCUGCACCCCCAGGAAUGUACCCCUCCGUGCCUCCAGCCGGACCGCCCCCGGCACCCUUCCCUCCGUCUGGACCCUCCUGCCCCCCGCCCGCGGGCCCUUACGCUGCCCCGAGCCACGGCCCCACAGGGCCGUACUCGACCCCGAACAUGGCCUUCCCUGAGCUCCCCAGGCCCUACGGUGCACCUGCAGACCCAGCCGCGGGCCCCUUGGGUCCAUGGGGCUCCGUGUCUUCUGGAUCUUGGGCGCCAGGCAUGGGGGCGCAGUACCCGAGCCCCAGUAUGCCCUAUGCUUCUCCAGGGCCAUACCCCGCUCCUCCGCCCCAGGCCCCAGGCACAGCACCGCCUGUUCCAUGGGGCACUGUGCCACCAGGAGCCUGGGGGCCGCCGGCACCGUACCCGGGCGCUGCAGGCUCGUACCCCACGCCAGGACUCUACCCCGCUCCCAGCCAUCCUUACCAAGUGCCUUCAGGACCAUCCGGUGCUCCGCCCAUGCCUGGGGGCCCUCACUCUUACCAUUAAGUUAACAAUGGAUGAAGAGUUGACGCUUUGCUCUUUGAAGUACAUACAUGAAUGCGUCUGUGAAAACUGCCAGUCUCGCCAUUCGGAGAGGGCACUCAUGAAAGAACAACUCUUGCGCCUCAAGAUGCCUGCCUCACAUAGUUGGAUAUGUAGUGCAUCGAGUGGA
Fukomys damarensis (Damara mole-rat) is the source of this 1151-nucleotide messenger RNA. It is a transcript of the gene Mapk1ip1l, whose product is annotated as mitogen-activated protein kinase 1 interacting protein 1 like. The transcript has 4 exons. Bases 272 to 985 code for a protein of 237 amino acids. Lineage: Eukaryota; Metazoa; Chordata; Mammalia; Rodentia; Bathyergidae. The record is from RefSeq and is a predicted model, not a curated record.